Molecule: messenger RNA, 987 nt
Organism: Wallemia ichthyophaga EXF-994
Lineage: Eukaryota; Fungi; Basidiomycota; Wallemiomycetes; Wallemiales; Wallemiaceae
Product: Serine/threonine-protein phosphatase PP1
Exons: 4
Coding region: 1-987 (328 amino acids)
Cellular component (GO): cytoplasm; nucleus
Molecular function (GO): protein serine/threonine phosphatase activity
Source: RefSeq, a predicted model, not a curated record
AUGUCAGAAGCCGAAGUAGAUCUCGAUAGCGUGAUUGAUAGGCUACUAGAAGUACGUGGAAAUAGGCCAGGCAAGCCAGUCCAACUGCAAGAAUAUGAAAUAAAGUACUUGUGUACAAAAGCCAGAGAAAUUUUUAUAUCUCAGCCAAUUUUGUUGGAGUUAGAGGCUCCUAUAAAGAUAUGCGGUGAUAUUCACGGCCAGUAUUACGAUUUGUUACGCUUAUUCGAGUAUGGAGGGUUCCCACCAGAGGCAAACUACCUUUUCCUUGGUGAUUACGUUGAUAGAGGAAAGCAGUCGUUGGAGACCAUCUGCUUGCUGCUGGCUUACAAGAUAAAAUACCCAGAGAACUUUUUCAUUCUCAGAGGUAACCAUGAAUGCGCUUCAAUCAAUCGUAUUUAUGGUUUCUAUGAUGAGUGCAAGCGCAGAUACAACAUUAAGCUUUGGAAAACAUUCACAGAUUGCUUCAAUUGUCUUCCAAUUGCCGCCAUCAUCGAUGAAAAGAUAUUCACUAUGCACGGUGGUUUGAGUCCUGACUUACAGUCGAUGGAUCAAAUUAGGCGCGUGAUGCGUCCGACGGAUGUUCCAGAUACAGGUUUACUAUGUGAUUUACUAUGGUCAGAUCCAGACAAAGAUAUUUCAGGCUGGUCAGAGAAUGAUCGAGGAGUCUCCUUUACUUUUGGUCCAGAUGUCGUUACUCGGUUCUUACAAAAGCACGACAUGGAUUUAAUAUGCAGAGCUCAUCAGGUGGUCGAGGAUGGUUACGAAUUUUUUGCAAAGAGACAGCUAGUUACCCUUUUCAGUGCGCCAAACUAUUGCGGUGAAUUUGAUAACGCAGGUGCUAUGAUGUCGGUUGACGAGACGCUGUUGUGCUCAUUCCAGAUACUCAAACCUGCAGAGAAAAAGCAGAAGUUCCCGGCGUCUUAUGGAAUAGGCAGACCAGUCACACCACCAAGAAAAGGCAAGAAUAAGAAAGAUUCUAAAUCUUAA